Tribolium madens (black flour beetle) is the source of this 580-nucleotide messenger RNA. RefSeq names its product endocuticle structural glycoprotein SgAbd-2-like. Lineage: Eukaryota; Metazoa; Arthropoda; Insecta; Coleoptera; Tenebrionidae. The record is from RefSeq and is a predicted model, not a curated record. The annotation marks the transcript as partial. The transcript is spliced from 3 exons. Gene Ontology annotation, molecular function: structural constituent of chitin-based larval cuticle. Gene Ontology annotation, cellular component: chitin-based extracellular matrix.
AAGCGAAUCCAACCAGCUAUUGUACUAUCAGUUUCUAUACCAASUUCCGACACUGCACUGUGUUUAAUCAAAAUGUGGCAGCUUAUCGGAUUACUCUCUCUAAUUGCCAUCGCUGCAUCCGCCGAUAUCCCCGAUUACCAAUCGAUCCAGGAAGUCAAAAAACCAAUUGUUCCCAUCUUAAAACAAACUUUCGACCAAGACCACGAGGGCUAUCAGUUUAGCUAUGAAACGGGCAACGGCAUCCACGCGCAGGAAUCGGGCUAUUUCAAGAAUAAAGGCGACAAGAAACACGAAAUUUUGGUGCAGCAGGGCACCAUUACCUACCACGACGAGCAUGGGCAUCCCAUAACCUUGAGUUAUAUUGCUGAUGAAAACGGGUUCCAACCACAAGGAGCCCAUUUACCCACGCCUCCUCCGAUUCCAGAGGAAAUUCAGAAGUCGCUGCAGGAAAUUCACCAACAAGAGCAGUACCAGCAGUCUGAGGGUUUACAGGAGUAUGCACAGGAAGGGCAGGAGUAUCAGUGAUUAUUAGUUUUGUUGAUUUGUUUGUUAAGUUUUAAAUAAAGUUUGAUUAUUUUGA